Mugil cephalus (flathead mullet) is the source of this 1180-nucleotide messenger RNA. Its product is annotated as trace amine-associated receptor 13c-like. Gene Ontology annotation, cellular component: membrane. NCBI's taxonomy places the organism in Eukaryota, Metazoa, Chordata, Actinopteri, Mugiliformes, Mugilidae. The transcript has 2 exons. Bases 1 to 993 code for a protein of 330 amino acids. Gene Ontology annotation, molecular function: trace-amine receptor activity. Gene Ontology annotation, biological process: G protein-coupled receptor signaling pathway. The record is from RefSeq and is a predicted model, not a curated record.
AUGGACACCACGGAGGGACAUGAGUUCUGCGUUCCGUGGCUGAACUCCUCCUGCAGGAAGCCCACUCACCCCCACACCGAGGCCAUGCUCAUCUAUGUCUUGCUCUCAACCAUCUCGUUCAUCACUGUGGCUCUCAACCUUCUCAUCAUCGUCUCCAUCUCCCACUUCAGGCAGCUCCACACCCCCACCAACCUCCUCCUCCUCUCUCUGGCUGUCUCCGACCUCCUCGUCGGUCUCCUGCUGAUGCCUGUGGAAAUCAUCUACAUUGAGUCCUGCUGGUUCCUCGGAGACAUCAUUUGCACUCUCUAUUAUGUUGUUGACUACAUCAUUACCUCUGCCUCAGUAGCCAACAUGGUUCUCAUUUCUCUUGAUCGGUACAUAGCUAUCUGUGACCCUCUGCGUUACCCCACCAAAGUCACAAUAGAAAAAGCAAAGAUCUACGUCUGCUUGAGUUGGGUCUGCUCUGUUUUUUACAGGGUUAUCCUACUGCACGAUCAACUGAUGAAUCCAAGCAGCUCUAACUCCUGCUUUGGAGAGUGCGUGGUGAUCAUCAGUUACAUUGCAGGGAUGAUUGACCUUGUUUUCACUUUCAUCAUACCCAUCACUGUCAUCAUAGUCCUGUACCUUAGAGUGUUUGUGGUGGCCAUGUCUCAGGCUCGAAGCAUCCGCUUUCAUGUGGCUGCCCAGCAACGGGGGACGGUAACUGUGAAGAAGACAGAGAUGAAGGCAGCCGGGACCCUCGGCAUCGUUGUAGUGGUGUUUUUGUUCUGCUUCUGUCCUUAUUAUUUCCCCACUCUGGCAGGGGAGGACACCUCCAUAGAUGCGUCGUCUGCAGCUUUUGAGAUCUGGUUAGCUCAUUUCAACUCCUGUCUGAAUCCUGUCAUUUAUGCCUUCUUCUACCCAUGGUUCAGGAAAUCCAUUAAGCUCAUUCUGUCACUUCAGAUCCUGAAGCCUGGCUCCCGUGACAUGAAACUAUUUACUGACUCGAAAUAGGUAAAAUGUACAUGUCUGUGCCCCUGAGCUCUAGGUUCAAGUUAUUGUUUACUUGAAUGCUGCAUGUAUCUUAACAUCUUGAUUAAUAUGGAGUAAAGUCAUACAAUCAAAAUGAUUUUAUUAGUAUAUCUAUUGUGCAGUAGCACUUGAAUGUAGUUUUCCCUCGUCUGAGACCAGAGCUCGUAUU